UCUGCACUUGUUCUGGUAGCUGUUUAGCCGUGGCCGUUGCUGAUCAGCACAUCUCUCUCCCUGCCUUUCUCUUUCUUUUGUCUCCAUGACAACUAGCCAUAGUCGACAUCAAAAUCACUGUACACCUGAGGCGUCUGGGCCCACCCACACCUGGCUCUAUGAGGAAUUCAGACAGGAGGCGCUUUGACAGCCAACUGGAGGUAAGAGACAACCUGACAAAGAGAGCAGAGGAAGAGAGGAGGAAGAUGAGAAAGUGACAAUUUGGAUCGGCGUAUUCUGAGUGCUGGAAGACGGUUUAAGAGCGACUCUGAGACUACACAUCCCAUCAUCCCACAGGACCCAGAACUGAUUGGAUGGUUUAGUCAUUAUGACAGCCGAAGACCCUGCUUCCUCCUUGACCAUGAGCAACAACUCUACCCCCUCCAAACCCUCCAAGUCCUUCGGCGCCUCCCACCAUCCCCUCCAAGGACAGAGUAAUGUCCCAGAGGGAAUCGCAGGUGCUCCUAAUGAGUCUGCGCUCAUGAACUUGAUGGAGCGCACUGGCUACAGUAUGGUACAGGAGAACGGUCAGCGCAAAUAUGGGCCCCCUCCUGGUUGGAGUGGUCCAGCUCCUCUUCGAGGCUGUGAAAUCUUUGUUGGCAAGAUCCCACGAGAUGUUUAUGAAGAUGAACUGGUUCCAGUGUUUGAGUCUGUUGGCCGCAUCUAUGAGAUGCGUCUGAUGAUGGACUUUGACGGGAAAAACCGAGGAUACGCGUUUGUGAUGUACACAGAAAAACACGAAGCCAAGAGGGCCGUGAGGGAGCUCAAUAACUACGAGGUGCGACCUGGGCGGCUGCUGGGGGUCUGCUCCUCCGUGGACAACUGCCGUCUCUUCAUAGGUGGCAUUCCCAAAACCAAGAAGCGUGAGGAGAUCCUGGAAGAGGUUUCUAAGGUGACAGAAGGUGUAUUAGAUGUGAUAGUUUAUGCUAGUGCUGCAGACAAGAUGAAGAACCGUGGCUUUGCCUUCGUGGAGUAUGAAUCACAUCGCGCAGCUGCAAUGGCUCGCAGGAAGUUGAUGCCCGGGCGAAUCCAGCUUUGGGGUCAUCAGAUUGCAGUGGAUUGGGCGGAGCCAGAGAUAGAUGUAGAUGAAGAUGUCAUGGAAACUGUGAAGAUCCUUUACGUUAGAAACCUAAUGAUGGAGACCAGCGAGGAGACGAUUAGAAAGAUCUUCACCCAGUGGAACCCCGGCUGUGUGGAGCGUGUGAAGAAAAUCCGCGACUAUGCUUUCGUGCACUUUUCGUCUCGAGACGAUGCUGUGCUGGCAAUGGAUCACUUGAACGGCACAGAGAUCGAAGGGUCCUGCAUUGAAGUGACGCUUGCCAAACCGGUUGACAAAGAGCAGUACUCACGCCAGAAGGCCUCCAAAGGGGGGGUUUCUGCCACCCCUGAAGCCACCCAGCAGAGCUACAUCUACCAGUGUGACCCAUACACAUUGGCCUACUAUGGCUAUCCUUACAACACGCUUAUUGGGCCCAACAGGGACUACUUUGUGAAAGGAUCCCCAAUGAUACAGAACAAUGCAGGUACUGUGAGAGGUCGUGGCCGAGCUGCUUCAGGUAAUCGCACCCCUGGACCUCGGGGGUCGUACCUCGGGGGUUACUCUGCCGGUCGUGGCAUCUACAGUCGCUACCAUGAGGGCAAGACCAAACAGCCCGAAAAGCCCUAUGAACUGAUGCCCAGUCUGGAAAUUGCUGCCUCCGUCAACGCAGUUGGCAUAAAACCUGGCACAAUGGCGCUGCCAACGCUGGGUGCACAGUACCCAGUGUUCAGCGCUGCUCCUGCAGCCAAGCUGAUAGAGGAGGGGAAGGUGCACGCGGUGGAGCACCUCAUUAACCCGCUUGCCAUGCAGCACCCUGAACACAACACUGCCACUGCUGCUGCUGCCACCGUCCUGCCUGCUGUGUCCACCCCUCCGCCCUUCCAGGGCCGUCCGAUCACUCCUGUCUAUGCCAUGGCCCACAGCGUUCAGCGCAUCCCAGCAGCCAGCGGCCUUUAUAGCGCCGGGUAUGUCCCCAUCACAAACUACACUGCCAACACGGCUGCUCUGGCCGCUCUGCAGAAGAACGCGGCCGUGGCGGCUGCAGCGUAUGGAGGUUACGCCGGCUACGCCAUGCCACAGGCUUUCCCCACCGCAGCCUUCCAGCUGCCCAUCCACGACGUCUACCAGACAUACUGAGGCUCAGAACAAAGCGUCCGUUGACUGAAUCUGAGCAGUCUACGACCCUCCAUGAAGAAAAAUCUUGUCAACUUGAGCUCUCAAACUCUGUAGCAAAAAUUUAGACCACAGGCAACGAUGCAUUGACAACUUGGCCUCUAUCCAUCAUUGUUCUCCUCAGUAGAUCCUGGACCAGCCCAACUAGACAGCGUCACUCACCUCUUCUGAAUAAACCACGUCAAAUAUCCCCCAGAAUGCAACAACAACCAAGACGACACUCGAAACACCCAGCCACUUUGUUGCUCUGGCAGCAGGAACAAAUUAGGUACUUUUUCAAUAUUUAUGAAAAGAAUACUCAUCAUUAAGGCUUUAUCCUUUGUGUUUUUUUUUCUAUUUUGUGGUGUAGUUCUUUACACUAGCUUUGUAAAAACUGAAAACAAGAAGUAAAUUAGAAGGAUGAAAAGAUAAGCAGGAGCUACUGAUAAAUGAGGAUCCCAGUGUCUUUGGUUAUACUAACUUUGUCUUGUCAUGUUUUAUCAUUAAUAUUAUUAUUAUUAAUACAUAGUAUUGUAGUUUUACACGCUGUGGGUGAUGCUGUCCGUCCAUGCUGGUUAAAUGUGUUUGCUUUGAAAACUGCCGUUUGGUACUUUCGUCUUGUUUUGGCUGUUUUAAGUGAAGGCUUUAGGUGUCGUGGGUGUGAAUAGUUCCUAAAACUCGUUUCCUGAUUCUUUUUGGCCGUUCUCUGAAAUCUCCAAGGUGACAGAUUUCCUUUGAGGACAAAUAAGAGAAGAAAAAAACCUUAAAUAAAAACUAAAACAAACUGGGAGGCCUUUUGAAACAUUGCAUUUUGAUGUUUCCCAUCUUUAGAACAUGUGCUGAUAGGGGGAUAAGACUGAAUAAAUGUUUGUUUUUUCAAGGUUUUGUAUAUUUUUAUUGUAUUUGAAUUGCUCAACUAUUUUAAGGUGAACAAAACAUAGAAACUGUUUUCUUUCUUCAUUGCUCUGUAAGAAACGAGUUGCUCCGCAACCUAAACACCUCCAAGUUCCCAGCAUGAAGACUCUGUGCUCGACUACAGUGCCUUACGUGCUUUGUGCCUUUUAAAGAUGGUGGAGAACUCAGAUCUGUGCACAUAAUCUGAAUCUUUUCCUUUCGUUUUCUGUAACAAGCUGUAUUUUUAUUCCUGUUGCAUCACAGAAGCAAAUCCAAACGUCUGGGGUCUGUCUUCUGAAAUCUCCUUCAGUAACACUCCAAUCUUUUUAGUUUUUGUCCCCCAAACUGUGCUCAACUGAUGUGCACUUACUUACGAGUGGAAGGAGACGGCCACUUUUCACAUGAAGACAUUUUCAACAAAGAGCAUGAUCUCAUGGGUGGACGCGGAGUGUUUUCCACUGCUUUGCGAGUGAACUUGUUAUUUCUAUUCAAACAGAGCAGAAGAUAAUUUAAAAAAUGCCUCAGAAUCAUUUGUUGGCACUUGUAAAACGACGUUGUGAUGACGAGAAGUGUAAAACUUUAGCAAUACCUCAAUGUGAAAUAUGCAAGUAGCCAUACAACGUCCUCUGUGCAGUGAAACCCUAAAAUACUUCAUGUUGCUGCUGACAAGCUCUCAGUUUCACAAAUAGAAAACGAUUUAAAAAGAACCUUUUGUUCAAACCCAAUCCUCGUCCAGUUUGUCAUUUUUAAGCUUGUGAGACUGUUGUGACAUCAUGAAUCUGAAUUUCUGUAUUUUGAGAGACUAAGUUAUUGCUCCGAGAGUUGAAAUGGGAAGUGUAACGGUCCAUAUUUGUCUGAAUGUCUAAUCUCACUCCAUGUUGUCUCAGUCUAAACUGGAUUAUUAUGUAGAGAACUAACUGCUGUUAUCUGCUUUUAUUACGAUGGCAGGAAGUCAGGAGAUAUAUUUAAUAUAUGCAUUACAGUUGUUAUGUAUGAAGUAAAAAAGAAAAGGUAUAAUAUAUUCAGAAAACAUAUUUCCUUUCUUAUUUACAUCUUGUUUAGGGAUAAAAGUAGAAAAACAAUAUUUUAUGUCUUUUUUUUGGACCAAAGUGUUCUGUAGUUUUCAGCCUUUAGCGUUUAUUAAGACUUUGUUAUCUGGAACGUAACAUACUUGGUGUUUUAAGUGGGAACAUGAAGAACCUUCGUGUUCAGCUACAUUUUUGCAGUUUCAGCGUGAAUGAAAGCAGACUCAGUGAGGUGUUACGACCCUGGCACUUGGAGCCAGUGGUGUCGUAACUCUGCGUGUCCGACAAUCAUUUACCUGCUGUUGGAAUUCAACGGGCUGGAGGUAGAGAUCGCCCCGGUUUCUGCUCCACUCAGAUCACCUGCCGUGCCUUCUUUCUGCUGCAUUUUACGCUUAACAUCAGAGCAUGAACACUUUGUGUCUGUGGAGCAUAACAUGCCUUACUUUAGGUGUUACUGUUUGAACUAGUUUGUGCCUUAUUGCCAUUCAAUCCAAUUCAAUUGAAAAAUACUUUAUUAAUCCCAGAGGGAAAUUAGAUGAUGUUCUCUUUGCUAAAGCUUCAUAGACCUUUGCGUACUGUUUUCUAUCUGAAGGUUUGUUUGGAAGCAAACUUGUUCUGUAUCUUUUAGCAAUAACAGAAAGCAAAUAAAGUGUUUUUGAAAGAA
Molecule: messenger RNA, 4813 nt
Organism: Nothobranchius furzeri (turquoise killifish)
Lineage: Eukaryota; Metazoa; Chordata; Actinopteri; Cyprinodontiformes; Nothobranchiidae
Gene: rbm47
Product: RNA binding motif protein 47
Cellular component (GO): nucleus
Molecular function (GO): mRNA binding
Source: RefSeq, a predicted model, not a curated record